GAGAGGCAGCUGGAGACUCACACACAACUGUAGUCAGUCUUGGAUUCCGAGCGCUGCCAAGAGGCAAGCACAGAAGCCAGCAUCGUAUUUCCAUGAGGAUGACAUGCUCCGAGAAGAGCACAGGAGAACGUUUUGUUAAGGGAAUCAAAGGAGGAUCAAAGCCAAUUCUAAAAUGUCAGGGCUGCUGAUUUUGCCAUCUACAUCGCUUUCGAUUCUGCGCGGCCCCCCUUCUUAGUUUAUUCAUACGGAGUUGCGGUCGUCUCGACGAUCGAUUGGCUACGAUGAUAAUGAAUCACUUCCUCUGGCUGCUCCCACUGAUCUUUCCCCACCUGAGCUCUCCAGUCAUAUUGCUAGAGAGGAGUGAUGGAAAUCUCCUUCUCAACUGGAAUCAUAUGAUGGAAGAAGAUAAAACGGUGCUGCACAGAUUCAGGAGAGAUUGGAUGUGGAGGCAAUUCUUCCUGUCGGAGGAAUACACAGGAAGCAACAAUCAGUAUGUCGGCAAGCUACGCUCGGACAAAGACAGUGGUGAUGGAACCGCCAGAUACGUUCUCUCUGGGGAAGGUGCGGGCACGGUUUUCCGUAUCGAUGAGAAGUCUGGGGAUUUACAUGCUGCUCAGAGACUGGACAGAGAGGAAAAGGCCUCUUACACACUGCAGGCUCAAGCUUUCAACAAGAUCACCGGCCUCCCUCUGGAGCCUGCCACCGAAUUCAUUGUCAAGAUACAUGACAUCAAUGACAAUGAGCCCAAAUUUACCCAGGCUGUCUACAGUGCCAGUGUACCUGAAAUGUCAGACGUCGGUACUUUUGUGAUCGAAGUGAAUGCCACCGAUGCAGAUGAUGCCACAUAUGGGAACAGUGCUAAACUUGUGUACAGCAUCCUGCAGGGCCAACCAUACUUCUCAGUGGAGCCUGAGACAGGAAUUGUUAGGAUAGCCCUGUCUAACAUGGAUCGGGAAGUGAGAAAUGAGUACCAGGUGGUUAUACAAGCUAAAGACAUGGCAGGACAGAUGGGUGGUCUAUCUGGAACCGCCAUUGUCAACGUCACCUUAACGGAUGUUAAUGACAGUCCACCACGUUUUGCUUACAGUUCUUACCACCUAAGCACCUAUGAGUCAGCUGAUAUUGGGUCAACAGUGGGGCGCAUCAAAGCCAAUGAUGGGGAUGAGGGAGAGAACGCUGAAAUGAAAUACAGAAUUUUGGAUGGAGAUGGCAGAGAAUACCUUGACAUAAUUACAGAUGACUUAACCCAAGAGGGUGUUAUUGUUGUCAAAAAGAAACUGGACUAUGAAAGCAAGCGAGUGUACACUGUUAAAGUGGAGGUGUCUAACUCGCACCAGGACCCCAACUUCUUUCAUCUGGGGCCGUUCUCAGACACAGCCAUCGUCAAGGUCGCAGCCAAAGACGUGGACGAGCCACCUGUCUUCAGCAGGCUUCAGUAUGCCUUCGAGGUCAAUGAGGAUACACCAAAAGGCACUGCAAUUGGAACCAUUACAGCCUGGGACCCCGACGCUACAGAUUACCCAAUCCUAUACGCAAUAGAUCAGCACUCAGACCCUGAGAGGCUUUACCACAUCAACCCCAAGAAUGGAUCCAUCACUAUUCUGAGGUCUCUUGACAGGGAGGUGUCAAAGUGGCACAACCUGUCCAUCCUGGCGAGCGAGAUGAAUAACCCUCACCAAAGAAGCCGUGUUCCUGUCUUAAUAAAGGUUUUGGAUGUAAAUGAUAAUGCUCCGGAGUUUGCCAUGAUUUAUGAGACAUUUGUGUGCGAGAAUGUAAAAGCUGGACAGCUCAUACAGACAAUCAGUGCCAUUGACACGGAUGAACCUCUUGUGGGUCACAAAUUUGUAUUCAGUCUGAGUUCCCCGAAUACAAAUUUCACCAUCUUUGAUAAUGAAGAUAACACAGCCAGAAUUCUGACCAGAAGAAGUGGAUUUAACAGGCGUGAAAUGAGUGUCUACUAUCUGCCAGUUGUUAUCUCCGACAGCGACUACCCCAUCCAGAGUAGUACCAGCACGUUGAUGAUUCGUGUGUGUAGCUGUGACGCCACCGGCAACAUGCGUUCCUGCAGCGUUGAUGCAUUACUGCUCUCUGCUGGCCUGAGCACUGGAGCGCUAGUGGCAAUACUCCUCUGCAUCCUUAUCCUGCUUAUGAUCGUGGUCCUGUUCUCGGCUCUAAAGAAGCAGAGAAGAAAGGAACCGCUGAUCAUCUCCAAAGAGGACGUAAGGGAUAACGUUGUCAGCUAUAAUGACGAAGGUGGUGGUGAGGAGGACACACAAGCCUUUGACAUCGGCACGCUGCGGCACCCAGAGGUGAUCGAGAGCAACAAGUUAAGACGUGACAUCAUCCCCGAAAUGCUGUUUCCAUAUCACAGACCUUCACCCAUGAAGGAGUGUGCGGAUGUCAGAGAUUUCAUUAUUAGCAGACUGCAAGAAAAUGACACAGACCCUUUUGCACCUCCCUAUGACUCCCUCGCCACAUAUGCUUAUGAGGGCAAUGGAUCAAUUGCUGAGUCACUGAGUUCUCUGGAGUCGUCUGCGACUGAGGGAGACCAUGAAUAUGAUUACCUGUCUAACUGGGGCCCGCAGUUUAAAAAGCUUGCUGACAUGUACAUCGGGAAGGAUACGGGAGUUGCCAAUUAAGAUGCCAUUCAAUGAACCUUCUUUUUCUCUAUAUGUAAACUUGGCUGUCGUUCUGGGCUGCGAGACGUAAAGGAAAUAGAAAAAAGACAAAGGGAAAAAAAGGAAGAAUUUAUCCUUGUUUCCUACAACAUUAGCUGAAUUUCCCUUUUAUGAUGGAUUUUUCGUGGACGUUGUCGUGGUAAGGUGAUUUUGUGAUGAUGAUUUUGUUUUUUGUUCAAUGGCAGAAAAAAUAAGACUGAGAGAAAUAAUAAUUUUGCGAAAAAAACGAAAAAAAAAAACUGACAGGACUUCCUACAUCUUGACAGAUUACACGGGACUCCCUGUUCCUCUAGUUUUUUAGUGCGAUGUCCCAAAACCAGAAUUACAAACAGUAUGCCAGAUACAUAUAUACUAUGUUACAAUGUUUUGCAAGGCAUAAAACAGCAUAAGGGAGACAGAAAAAAGAGAAGGCUCUCAAGUCAUACAUUAAAAUGGCUACAAAGAAAAUUAAUGUUAAAUUAUUUGAACGCUUUCCUUUAGGGGGGUAAUGAUACACUCAUCUCAUGAUAAAUUAUAUAAUACGAUAUGACACGUAACGGUAUUGGUUUGACAAUUACAAUUGUAUCACAAUAUUAUGAACAAAGCUAUAAAAUAUGAAAUUUUAACAGAUACAAAUAUUUGAGAGAAUGUUAGAGAAUUUACAAUAUUCAAGGUUUAAUUGAACAUUUUGUAUGUAAAUUAAUAAAAAAUCAACAGAUCUGUCACUGAAAAAUAAAAUAAAUUUUCACCAAAAAAUAAAAUUAGAAAGCUAAACCCAUUGGGGCAGUUUCACAGACUGGGUUUAAGCCUUGUCCCAGACUAAUUUAAAUGUUAGAGGUGUCUUAAUCAAAAUUUCCACUGUCUUAAAACAUAUCCCAUGCCCAUCAGUAAUGUUUUUUGUAAAGUAUGACAAUUUAAAUAUCCUAAUUUAACCAAGGCCUAAUCCUGAUUUAAACUAAUCCCUGUCAGGAAACUGGCCCUUAAACCAAGUUCACAUUACACAACUUUAAACGUCGGUCGAUCGCUGAGCUGUUCAGACUACAUGACUUGCUAUCUGUGAAGUCUUUAAGUUGUUAAAGUGUUCACACUACGUGACACUUCGUAAAUGAUCCGCAACAGUGGGUGAAACACUACACGAGCUGUGAACAAUUCUGUAACCCAGCGACUCAGUCUGGUCCCCAAACCACGUUUUGUCACAAAAAAAUGUGAGAAAUGGGACGGAAAAGGACACGAAAAAAAUUGCGAAAUGGGAAUUGUUUAUGUCAAAAUGGACGUCGGAAAGACAUUUUCGCUUCAAGCUGUUUCCUUGAUCAUCAACUAGGAAAACCCUGGAAAAAGAAAAAACAAAGGAUAUGGGGGAAGGAAUGGAACAGCAUACGGGGUCAGUUUCGGUGACCUCAACCCAUGGCUUGCUGUCAUCGGCUGUGGCUCCUCCCUUCACUUGACAUCACAAUAUGUCAAGUCGGAUGACAUCUCCAGAUAUUUUUCAUGCCAGAUAUUUGUAUGGUGUGUGCGAGGCAUUAGCAACGCGUCAUGGAGCCUCUUUCAUGAGUCGUUUACUAGUUCACACGAGCUGAUCGCACGCUGUUUUGCAUCCGAUCACACCCCGACCUGUCGGUGAGCUCAACGACUUGCAAAUCGGGCUUAAAAUCAUGUAGUGUGAACUUGGCAUUAGAGAGAACUUCUUAAACCUCCAUGUCACAUGUGUGCAGCUUAACCUAUAGAAUUAAACAGACAUCAUAUCGUAAACCUUUGUAUCAUGAUAUGCAAUUUAUCAUUACCCCCCUAGUUUCCUCUGCAUUUUGUCUUUAAACAUCACAGACAUCAUUUUUAAAAUGUGGAAAUUCAAGGAAACAAGGUUAACGCAAAAUAUAAGGUUACAGUUCAUUGUACCUGGUGGAAGAAAGACUCUUUAUAAGGCAAAAACACACCACUUCUGUAUCGCCUGUAAUUGCAAGAGUCACUUAUGUUCCCCUGUAAAACAAUUACUCUCUGAAUAGGGCUACAGAAGGAUUUCAGUUUGAAAGAGUGUAGAUGCGCUGAAUGUUUCAUUGCAUACAGAUGUAGCUUCUCUGCACAUCUUUGAAGUGCUCUCUUGUUGAAAAAUUAUUGCAACAUUAUCUUUACAGAACUGAAACGCUCACAGAGGAACAGGGGAGCGUUUUCAAAUCUGGAUGAAAGGUAGUUCUCCUCGACUUCAUUUGCUUGUGUGAAAUUUGCUUGAUUUGCAGAACAUGCAGAUUACAAAGCUGCAGCUCACUGAACUUGUGUGAAUGAAUGUUAAA
Triplophysa dalaica is the source of this 4942-nucleotide messenger RNA. It is a transcript of the gene cdh10a, whose product is annotated as cadherin 10, type 2a (T2-cadherin). The coding region runs from base 282 to 2639 and encodes 785 amino acids. Gene Ontology annotation, molecular function: cadherin binding; calcium ion binding. Gene Ontology annotation, cellular component: plasma membrane; catenin complex; adherens junction. Gene Ontology annotation, biological process: calcium-dependent cell-cell adhesion; homophilic cell-cell adhesion; cell morphogenesis. The transcript is spliced from 12 exons. NCBI's taxonomy places the organism in Eukaryota, Metazoa, Chordata, Actinopteri, Cypriniformes, Nemacheilidae. The record is from RefSeq and is a predicted model, not a curated record.